AAGAAAACUGAAUAAUUAGUUUUUAUUGUCAAAACUUGGUUCUUGUCAUUGAUACUAAUAAAAAUAUGAUUUAUGCAAUGUUUACAAUACUGAACAUUUGAGGUUAUAUUGAUGCUAAAGCAACAUCAUACAACCUGAUACUGUGAUUAUCAUGAACAAGAUGUCAGUACUACUCUAACCAAUAAGGAAUGUUGUUUAUGUUGCUAAAACAUUUAUUUUGUAGCUUCUAAGGCCAGAAAAAUUACAGUAUUUGAUAUUCAAGUUGUAAUUAACAUCUUGUUUCAUUUUUUUCUCUUUGAAAAAUUAAAAAAUACUUUAUUUUUUCAUUUUGAGUAACGUGGUGGUUAGCAGACGACCACUUGUUAGGAUCAUAAAUAAACCCACGAAAGCGGCGCCAGUGCUCGGCCAAAUUUAAUACACGAUACAAAAUCACAUAGAACAAGAACAUUGCACAGGAAUAUUUUCUCAAUGUGGAAGCCCUUAGUGUCCAUGGAUCAGCCUGAGUAAAUCAGCUGAAGGUUUCGAUUUGACCCAGCACUGAGUGGCGCCAAAAAAGUCAACCACGUAGUUUUUAUAUUGUGUUGUAAAAAAUUACUAUUAAAAUAAUUAUUUCAACUAGAUAAUUUUAUACAAAAAUGUUGAAAGAAUACUUUUUAGAGUACCAUGCGGAAGAGCUUAAAGAAAUACUAAAUGAUCCAGACGAAUUCAAGGUUUUUCCUAUCUAUGUUGAUUUUAUAGCUCUCUUUGAAAGAUAUGCAGAGAAAGCAGAUAAAAUAUUAAGACGACCAAGGCAAUAUUUACCACAGUGUGAUGCUUCUGCUAUUGAAGCUCAAGAAGAAAUUAUUGGGGAAUAUCAGAUAGUUAAAAAAAAAAUUCGAACAAGAGUGCAUGGUAUAGUUGAAAAUAUUGAUCAAGCAAAAAUUGGAGAACUGAUCUCAACUACAGGUUUUGUAGUUCGUAUUUCUCAACCUUCAGUAUCAACUGUAUCUAAACAUUUAUUGUGCAAAAAAUGCGAAUACAUCACUAUAGUCAAACUUGAAUGGGAGAGAGAUAAAAUUCCAGAUAUUAAAGAAUGUGAAGCUUGUAAGAAAAAAAGUUUACAUCCUGAAACUUCAGUUGUAGAACAAGAAUGUGCUGAUUAUCAGGAAAUUAGAAUACAGGAUAAAUCUCAAAGUGUCAAUAGUACAAUGACAAGUGCAUUGCGAGUUGUAUUACUGGAAGACCUGGUUGACAAAUGUACAUCUGGUGAUCAUGUUAAUAUUGGUGGUUACUUGGUAAGAAAAUUUGAGAAAUUUGCUGAAGGUCAGCGCGCCACAGCCACAACAUUUUUAUUAGCAAAUAGUUUGUUGGUACGCAGAAAAGUAGCAGAGUCAGAAUUUUGUAGAGAAGAAAUUACAAAGAUUUUUAAGAACUAUUGGAAGGGAUAUAGUGAGAAACCUUUGGAUGGUAGAGACAAUAUACUUGCAUCAAUAUGUCCACAGUUAUAUGGCAUGUACAGUUUAAAAUUAGCACUUGCUAUCAUACUAGCUGGAGGUGUACCAAAAACUACUGAUUCAGGUACUAGAGUCAGAGGUGAUCCUCAUCUACUAUUGUGUGGAGAUCCUGGUACUGGAAAAUCUCAAAUGUUAAAAACAGCAGCAAGAUUAGCAGCUCGUUCUAUCUUAACAACUGGUGUUGGAAGUACUGCUGCUGGUCUCACAGCUGCUGCUAUAAAAGAUUCAGAUGGUUGGCAUUUGGAAGCUGGUGCCUUGGUUUCAGCCAAUGGAGGUGUUUGCUGUAUAGAUGAAUUAACAACCAUGAGUACUAAUGAUAUGGCAUCAAUACAUGAGGCUAUGGAGCAACAGACAAUAUCAAUUGCAAAAGCUGGUUUAGUUAGUACAUUGAACUCCAGAUGUACUGUAAUUGCAGCGAUAAAUCCAGUUGGUGGCAGAUUUGUUGAUGGAGAAGAAGUGAAAAUGAGAUUAGGUGGUCCUCUUUUAUCCAGGUUUGAUCUGAUUCUUUUUUUAAGAGAUAUUCACGAUCCGCAAUGGGAUGAAUUAGUCUCUAGUCAUAUUCUUCAAGCUGCAAUGACUGGCGGCGAUUAUCACACUCAAAAUAUUAAAAACUAUUCUUCAUCCAAGAGCGUACGAAAAGAAAUAAAUAAUCACAACAUAUCUGGCGCAGAAAGUGCGGAAAUAAACGCUACGGGUACUUUGAGUCUUUUGAAAACUGAUGGUCUAUGGGAUGAGAAAACAUUACGAGAAUAUUUCGCACAUAUACAUAGUCUUAGACCAGUUAUGACGAAAGAAGCAGAAAAAGUUUUGCGCGCGACUUACUUGUUCCACAGACAAAGAAAGGAAAGAAAAGAGGAACGGACGACUGUUCGUUUGAUGGAUAGUUUAGUUAGAUUGGCCGAGGGCCAUGCCAAGUUGAUGUACCAUAGAGAAGUACUGAUAAUGGAUGCAAUUUUCGCAAUUGAGUUGAUAAAUUUAACUAAUGGAUUGGGGAAUGAGAACAACAGGUUUCCAGAGGACUCAAUGAUCGCAUACAAGGAAGAAGGAGCGGAUCUACUCAGUAUGCUCAACUUGGAUGAUCUUGAAAAACAUUUGUGAAAUGAGAUAACUACAGUAACGUUACUAAAUUGUCAUUUCGAAACAAAGUCAAGUUAACUAGACAAGUACGGUUUAUACACAAUUUAUUUUUUCAUUUUUAUUGUAAAAUCAACAUUGUGAUAUAUAAGUAAAUGUUAAGACUAAAAAUUUGCAGUACUUUUGUGAUUAUAAUACUGCAAAAAAAAUGGACAAAUGUGUGUGUGUGUGUGUGUGUGUGUGUGUGUGUGUGUGUGUGUGUGUGCGUGUGCGUGUCGCGUGUGCGCGUGUGCGUGUGUUCCUAUUUUAUAUUUUCUUCAUUACAAUGAUUAUUUUUUUUCUCAUAAUAAUUUGAUUUUCAAAAAGUAAUAUUAAUAUGUACAACAUAAAAGCGUUGAAUACCGUUUCUAACACAACAGAAUUACAAUUUAAAUUUAAAGCUUUUUAAUCAUAAUAAUUUAUUUUUAGUUACGGGAAUGAGGUAAAGAAGCGAAAAACGAUCCUAAACGGACUGUGAAAAAUGUAGAAGAGAGCUAUAUUAUAACGUAACAUGAUGAGCUCGUCGCACUACAUUUUCUUGUCAUAACAUAUUUUCUUAUCACAUUGCACAACAUGUCUCAUUCUCGACGGAUUCUAAACCAUAAACUUAUCUUCUUUUUUUUAAGUGUAUGCAUUCACUCGGAUGCGCUCGAUUUUC
Phymastichus coffea is the source of this 3264-nucleotide messenger RNA. Its product is annotated as DNA helicase MCM9-like. Gene Ontology annotation, cellular component: nucleus; MCM complex. Bases 636 to 2591 code for a protein of 651 amino acids. Gene Ontology annotation, molecular function: ATP binding; single-stranded DNA helicase activity; ATP hydrolysis activity. The transcript has 13 exons. The record is from RefSeq and is a predicted model, not a curated record. Gene Ontology annotation, biological process: DNA replication; double-strand break repair via homologous recombination. NCBI's taxonomy places the organism in Eukaryota, Metazoa, Arthropoda, Insecta, Hymenoptera, Eulophidae.